This is a messenger RNA of Trypanosoma grayi, 753 nucleotides long. Its product is annotated as putative ribosomal RNA methyltransferase. Gene Ontology annotation, biological process: RNA methylation. The coding region runs from base 1 to 753 and encodes 250 amino acids. The record is from RefSeq and is a predicted model, not a curated record. NCBI's taxonomy places the organism in Eukaryota, Euglenozoa, Kinetoplastea, Trypanosomatida, Trypanosomatidae. The transcript has a single exon. Gene Ontology annotation, molecular function: rRNA (uridine-2'-O-ribose)-methyltransferase activity.
AUGUACUGCGUGUCUCGGCUGUGCUUGCGCCAGGGAGGGCGGCAGUGGAUGCAACAGCAAGCCCGAGAUCCCUUCGUUGCGGAGGCGCGCCGGCGCGGGUACGUUGCCCGCAGCGCCUUUAAGCUGCUCGACAUGGAUGACAAGUUCGGCCUCUUCUCCCGCAAUCACACUCGCGUUGUGGUGGACGUUGGCUGCAGUCCUGGCAGCUGGUUGCAGGUGGUGCGUGAGCGUUGCGGCGAGGGCUGUGCGCUCUUCGGGGUCGACAUGUUGCGCGUGUCCACCACUGUGGUGGGUGCUGUCUGCAUCCAGGGAGACUUCACGAGCGAGCUGGUGCAGCAGGAACUUCUCGCGCGCAUGGCAAGUGUCAAUGCCACCGGGAAGGUGGAUGUGGUGAUGUCGGACAUGUGUCUCAACAGAGGGACCGGGGGCACCGACGACCGGCAGAAGCAAAUGCAGCUCAACAUGCAGGCAUUCGCCUUCGCCACAGCGCAGCUGGCGCCGGGUGGUCACUUUGUGUGCAAGGUGCUCGGCUCCCCCAGCGCGUACGAGCAGCUGCAGGACGAGACGCGGCGGUGGUUUGUGAAGACGGCACUCUGCAAGCCGUCUUCGAGCCGCCGUGGUAGCGAUGAAUCGUUUCUAGUGUGUCUCUCAAGACGAGAAACCCCACGGCCGCGAGGCAGCAGUGAUAAGUGUGACCGCGGCUUCGGGCUCGACGACUGGCCGGGGCUCCUCCGAAGACCGCGGCGACGGUGA